AUGAAGUCUCCUGAGCUGGGAGUUCUCCUGGGGCUCUUCGUCUUCUUCGUGCUGACGACCCCAUUGAUGGGUGGGGUUUCUAAACUUGCUGACAUGAUAUGUGGAGCAUUAAAAGAUCCCUGCAUUUUGGACAUCAAAUACGGCAGCUGCUUUGAAAUUCACUUUAGAUUUUUCUACAACAAAACCUCCAAACGUUGUGAAUAUUUUAUCUACUCUGGCUGUGAUGGCAACCUUAACAACUACAAGCUUAAAAUAGAAUGUCAAGUAGCCUGCGACAAAACAUACAAAACACAACAGGCCUUGGUUGACCUACACUUGAGGACAGCAAGUUUCGGAGCCCCAGAAAUUCCUGCCCACCGCAAGGAGCGAUUAAAAGAGGUCAUCGAGAGGAUGUGA
Messenger RNA from Vicugna pacos (alpaca), 396 nucleotides. RefSeq names its product serine peptidase inhibitor, Kunitz type 4 (gene SPINT4). The record is from RefSeq and is a predicted model, not a curated record. NCBI's taxonomy places the organism in Eukaryota, Metazoa, Chordata, Mammalia, Artiodactyla, Camelidae. Gene Ontology annotation, molecular function: serine-type endopeptidase inhibitor activity.